Symbiodinium pilosum is the source of this 3628-nucleotide messenger RNA. The record is from the annotation of a GenBank genome assembly. NCBI's taxonomy places the organism in Eukaryota, Dinophyceae, Suessiales, Symbiodiniaceae.
UUUUGCAGCACGAAUGAGCUCCGUGAAUGAAUGUGUCAGCCGAAGUGCUGCCGCAGCAGAUGCUGCAAGUGAUUCAGCCGAUGUGGUUCCAACUGAGCAAGUCUGGAACGGAUUCCAGACGUCUUGUGGUCUGAUAGUGAGUCAGGUGUAUGGCUUGAAUGGUCAAGCAGUCGUAGACAUUUUUGCAGAAAAGACGCAGUCUGUUGCUCCCAUACCUUUUUCUGCCCUUGGGCUGGAACAUUUGAGGCCUGAUCCAGAGUCCCUGUUACCGGGGCAGAGACGGAAAGUUGAGGGCUGGAAUCUGCAGGACACACUUCAAAAUGCAUUUCAGGUGUUGGCUUUGCGCCCAGCCUUGGGACAGCAUGUCAAUGGGGAUCUGUUGUGGACCACUUGGCAGAUGCUAGAUCAGCGCAGUGCUGAUCUCGCCCGCUUCUUGAAGAGCAUCUUGCCCAAGUCUGCCUGCGUAAUUCUAUGUGCGCGAAACUCCGUCGACUGGAUUGUGGCCCUGUUGGCAAUUGUCCGUGCAGCUUGCAUUGCAGUUCCCAUUCAUUCCCUCGCGAGCGAGGCCUUUCGUGAGGCAGUGAUCGCGGAAGCAAAUGUUCAGGCUGCAUUCGCGGACGCACCAGGCAACUUUACGUCUGUGACUGCUUUGGACAUUCGCAAGAUGUGCGAAAUGGAUGAGUUGCGGGACGCUUGGUUGAGCUCUUUGAAGCUUCGCAUCCAAGACUUGCUCAAGGACUUGCUCAGCAACGUGCCCAAGACAUCGGCAACCAGCGCAGUGAAGCAAGCACUACAAGCAUUUCUGGCUAAGGAGAAGUGGGAUGAUGAGCUGGGUCAGCUCAUCGUCAUGCUUGCCAGACACGAUAUGCAAUGGCUCACAGCAUUGGCAGCACCUGGAGUGGUUGGGCCAUUGACUUUGCGUGAGCUGGCAGAGAGUUGGGUGAAGCCAGCUCAAGCACGUGCACCAUGGGUCGGUUCGAGCUACGAGCUUCUGCGUGCUGCUCCGUUGCGAUCCAACAAGGAUCACGACGUUGUCUUUGAAUUGGCUGAGGGCUCGGUCGUGGAAGUCCUGCAGGUAAGCGGCAGUGCCGUGGAGGUUGCUUGUGAGGUAGCGCGAGGAUGGCUAGAUCUUUGGGACAGCAACGGCACGCCAAUCAUGGAUGAAACAAUUCCAGAACCGAUUGCAAUGAUCCUGUACACUAGCGGCUCCACAGGCAUACCCAAAGGCGCAUUAGUCAAGAACAGCGCGCUGAAUAGAUACGUGUGCAACAGGAUAAGCACUGGUGACAGUGAUUUCUCUGGGGUGCACAUUUACGGAGCUCCACUCUCAACAUCCGCAGCCCCGUACAACAUUUUUGGGAACAUCUUAGGAGGUGGCCGCACGGUCAUUCUUCAGGAGGGAGGUCAGCUAUUUGAGGUGGCGCCCUCAGUCGGCCCAACUCAGCUGGGCGGUGUUCCGCAGAUGUGGGCGCUCCUGUACAAGCGAUUUCAGGAUCGGCUGGCAUCAUGCGAUCAAGCAGGCGCAGAGGCUUUGCACGAAGAAGCAAAAAGUUGGCUGGGGCCGAGGAUCAGACAAAUCAACUGUGGCGGAGCCUUGCCGUGCCCAGCUGUGAUGCGCUGGCUCCAGAGCACCUAUAAAGAUGCAGAGGUGAGUGAGAACUAUGGUCUCACUGAAGCGGGAGGCAUCACAGGUGGUACAACAGGCCAGCUGCAGCCCAUCAAGGACGGCGUGCAGGUGCGACUGGAAGAUUUCGGCGUGUACAAGAGCACAGAUAUUCCGCCACGUGGGGAAAUCUGUGUAAAAACGCACCGCAUGGCUGCUGGGUACUUGAACCGCCCUGACAUCACCAAUGAAACCUUCACAUCUGAUGGCUUUUUCCGCACAGGUGACAUCGGCGAGAUGCCUGACCCCAAGCACUUGCGUGUAAUUGAUCGGAAAAAGGCGUUCUUCAAGCUCAACAAUGGUGAGUGGGUGUCGCCAGAGGCUGUGGAGGCAAUUCUCCUGGAGUGCCCAGAAGUGAAGCAGGUAUUGGUGCAUGGAGACUCUGCGCAUGAUUGCGUUGUGGCUGUAGCUGUUGCAAAAGUGCCUCCUGAGCAAGUGCUUGAUGCAUUCCGCUGCGUCAUGGUGAAAGCAGGUGCUCGCCAUUUUGAGACACCCAAGGCGGUACAUGUCACAUCGGAGGCUUGGGAUGCACACAACGGACUUUUGACGUCAACUGGGAAGCUCUGCCGAAGGAAGAUCUUGGAGCAAUUCGGAGAAGCUAUCCGGGAAAUGUUGGAGGCAGGAAAGACAGAUGGCAAGACAGAGCAUGAGGUAGUGCGAUUGAUUCGGCAGGGAACUGAUGAGGAGGCAUGGCAAAACCUCAAUCUAACGAGCGUUGCAGCAGUGAGCGCAACGCAUGCUAUCAGAAUUUCCUUUGGGGUGGAUGUGUCGGUGGUCCACCUAUUGCAGAAACCACCGUUGGUGGUGAUGAAGGCUCACGUCGAAGGGAGGCAGCAACUUCCCCUCAGCACUCAUCAAGAGCUACUGGGUUUAGGAGACUUCGUCCCGAGACCAGGCGACAGAUCCUCCAAAAUCUUCCUGACUGGAGCAACUGGCCACGUAGGUGCAUGUGUGCUGCAGCUUCUAGUGACAACUUCAAAGUUCCCAGUGACGGCUUUGGUGCGGGGCCCGUCCCAUGCCGCAGCCAAAACGCGUCUCUGUAAAACGCUGAUGCGGCGUGGCUACGUUGAGGCAGCUGAACAGGUGGAGGUGGACGUCGUGCAAGUGGUUGCUGGCGACCUGUCUGAAGAUUGCUUCGGGCUUGCUGAGGAGGAAUUCCGUGACCUUGCAGGAGGUAUCAUACUCCACGUGGCCGCAGAGGUGCACCAUUUGCAGAGCUACGGUGCUUUGGAGGCUACAAAUGUCGCAGGGACCCGACGCCUCUUGCGUCUGGCCACUUUGGCGCCCACGAAGUUUGUGCUUAUUUCCACCGCGUCUGCACAGAAAUCUCGCAGCACCUCCGGAUAUGGGCAGACAAAGCAGGCAGCAGAAAGCCUCGUGCAGGAAGCGCUGUCCCGCGGCAUGGAAGGCAGCAUUCUACAGCUUGGGAUGGUAGGUCCGGACCGCGUGACUGGAGCGUCUAAUGUGCAAGACUGGCUUAUUCGCUAUGUUUUAGGUACACUUCAGCUUGGAGUCUGGCAUGGAGCUGGAAGCUUACGGCUGUUUCCAUGUGAGGAGGUUGCCAAAGCUAUUGUGGCUCGCAUUGAUGACGACACCUGCAAGCCCGCUGCUUGCUUUUUGCCAUCUGCAGUUCUCAUGGGCUUGGUGGCCUCAUCUGGAGUCGUUUGCCGCCGCCUUCGCCAAGUUGCUCUCACAGAAUGGCAGGAGUUGCUUGAUGAUCUGCCAGAGUCCAACUUUAUGUUCCCCUUACGGCACUACUAUUGGAGAGGUCUGGGCAAAGAUUUGACAGAAGCAGGGCCCUAUGGCUACGAUCAAGAUUCGGUGGAUCGCAUGUUGAGGUUUCUGGAUGGGGAAGGUUUUUUUCCAAAAGGCUUGCUGCAGAGAACCAUGUCGAACAGCAGAGCACGUGAUGUUCCAGAUCGUCCAUCGCUUCAUCGAAGCAUCUCGCAAUCUUCAGCACGUUAA